Aethalodelphis obliquidens (Pacific white-sided dolphin) is the source of this 969-nucleotide messenger RNA. Its product is annotated as oviduct-specific glycoprotein-like. Gene Ontology annotation, biological process: carbohydrate metabolic process; chitin catabolic process. The record is from RefSeq and is a predicted model, not a curated record. NCBI's taxonomy places the organism in Eukaryota, Metazoa, Chordata, Mammalia, Artiodactyla, Delphinidae. The coding region runs from base 55 to 660 and encodes 201 amino acids. Gene Ontology annotation, molecular function: chitin binding; chitinase activity. The transcript is spliced from 5 exons. Gene Ontology annotation, cellular component: extracellular region.
AAGACACUGCUGUCCAUCGGGGGGUGGAACUUCGGCACAUCAAGGUUCACCACGAUGCUGUCCACAUUCGCCAACCGGCAGAAGUUUGUCACUUCAGUGAUAGCCCUCCUGAGGACACAUGGCUUUGAUGGUCUGGACCUCUUCUUCUUGUACCCUGGACUCAGAGGCAGCCCCAGGCAUGACCGCUGGACCUUUGUCUUCUUACUUGAAGAGCUCCUGCUUGCUUUCAGGAAGGAGGCGCAGCUCACCAUGCGUCCAAGGCUGCUGCUCUCUGCUGCUGUCUCUGGGGAUCCCCGUGUCAUCCAAAAAGCGUAUGAUGUGCACCUCCUGGGGAGACUACUGGAUUUCAUCAGCGUCUUGUCUUAUGACUUACAUGGAAGCUGGGAAAAGUUCACAGGACACAAUAGCCCGCUGUUCUCUGUGCCCAAGGACCCCAAAUCUUCGGCAUAUGCCAUGAACUACUGGCGAAAGCUUGGGGCAGCACCUGAGAAGCUCCUUAUGGGGCUCCCCACCUAUGGACGUACUUUUCGCCUCCUCAAAGCCUCUGAGAAUGAGUUGUGGGCAGAAGCUGUGGGACCGGCACCUCCAGGGAAGUACACCAAGCAAGCUGGCUUCUUGGCUUAUUAUGAGGUGACAGGAAUGGGGAGCUCUGUCUACUAGUUAGGGCUCUCACACCCCAGCCCAGGGCAAGAGCAAGGACAGGGAGAAAGGCAAGAGUGAGGGCUGGAGACAGGACAAGGAGGUGGUUUCCUGGGGCAAGGGAAACCCACUCUCUGGGAUAUUCUCUGUUUCUUCUGGGGAAGUUAUUUGAGUCCUUUGUUAGGGGUGAGGGACUAGGUGGAGUCUGAAUGGAGCAGGACAGAUAAUUUUACCCCUUAGAAGAAUCUUAAAAGAUAUUUAAGUCAAUCCUGACUUAAUAUAUGGCCUAAACAUAAUUAAUAUUUGCUAUAUAUAUAUAUAUAUAUAUAU